Gopherus flavomarginatus (Mexican gopher tortoise) is the source of this 1952-nucleotide messenger RNA. RefSeq names its product polynucleotide kinase 3'-phosphatase (gene PNKP). The record is from RefSeq and is a predicted model, not a curated record. Gene Ontology annotation, cellular component: nucleus. The coding region runs from base 139 to 1908 and encodes 589 amino acids. Gene Ontology annotation, molecular function: polynucleotide 3'-phosphatase activity; double-stranded DNA binding; ATP-dependent polydeoxyribonucleotide 5'-hydroxyl-kinase activity. The transcript has 16 exons. Lineage: Eukaryota; Metazoa; Chordata; Testudines; Testudinidae. Gene Ontology annotation, biological process: DNA repair.
CCCGCCGGAAGUGACCCUUCGCCGGAAGUUCCCGAGGUUUUUGAGACGGUCCCGGCCGGGGAUCCGGACCGCCCCUUCCCCCCGGCACCGCGGUGCCCCUGGAAACAGGGGCCGCCCCCCUCCCUGGGGGCUGGCGCCAUGCAGUGCUCGCUGGUGAGCGGGGAUGGGCGGCACGAGCCCGUGGCCCUGCCCGACGGGGUCCCUGUGGUGCUGGGCAGGGGGCCCCGCACGCGUGUGGCGGAUAAGAAAUGCUCCCGGACACAAGUGGAGUUACUGGCUGACUACAAACACCGAGCUGUGAGAGUCACCCAGCGGGGUGUGAACCCCACGUCGGUGGAGGAGCUGCAGCUGCAGCCAGGCAACAGCAGCACGCUGCAAGAGGGGCAGACGCUGUGGCUGGUGAACGGGCGCUACCCCUACACCCUGCGCUUCCUGCCGGCCCCCCAGUCCCCCCGCCGGAGCCUGCUGGAUUUCUUCUGCCCCAAGCGCCACCUGCCAGGGGAGGGCGAUGAGGGGCGGCCCCCCAAGAGGCCGAAGGCCCCCAGCCCCCCCGAGGAGGAGGAGGAGGAGGACUCUGCUGUUGCCACAAAGCUGCGCCAGCUGCAGGAGACAGCAGCCAGCGCUGAGCGGGCAAAGGGUGGGGCACCCCGCCUGCCCCAUGGGGCUGCCUUGGGGCUGCCCCCCCACCCGAGAGACUCCUGGGAGGAGCAUGGCAAGCUGCUGGUCUUCACCAAGGAGGGUGUGGUGCCCAGCGCCAAGGUCGCUGGGUUUGAUCUGGAUGGAACCAUCAUCACGACCAAGUCUGGGAAGGUUUUUCCCACCAGCCCCGAUGACUGGAGGAUUUUGUACCCCGAGGUGCCCCAGAAGCUGAAGCAGCUGCAGAACGAGGGGUACAAGGUUCGUUUCCCCCCUUCCUCUGGAACCCCCCCCUCUGACUGUCCCCUGACCUGUGUGUCCCCAUCCCCCAUCCCCCAGAUUGUGGUCUUCACCAACCAGCUGGGGAUCAGCCGGGGGCGGUUGCGCCCCGAGGUCUUCAAGGCGAAGGCGGAAGCCGUGGUGGAGCGACUGGGGGUUCCUGUACAGGUGUUUGUGGCGACUGGAACCGGGAUCUACCGUAAACCAGUGGUGGGGAUGUGGGAGUAUCUGUGUGAGAAGGCGAACGGCGCCGUGUCUGUGGCCCUGCAGAGCAGCCUCUACGUGGGAGACGCGGCCGGGCGUCCUCCCAACUGGGCUCCUGGGCACAAGAAAAAGGAUUUCUCCUGCAGUGACCGUCUGUUUGCCCUGAAUGCCGGGUUGCUGUUCUACACCCCCGAGGAGUUUUUCCUGGGCUGGGCAACUGCCCCCUACCAGCUGCCCCCCUUCGACCCGCGGGAGCUGGACCCCCAGGGGCCCCUGUACGACCCCCCCGAUGCUGCCCUGGUGUCCCCCACGCCCGAGCUGGUGGUGGCCGUGGGCUUCCCUGCAGCAGGCAAGUCGACCUUCCUGAAGAGCCAGCUGGUGCCGGCCGGCUACGCCUACGCCAACCGGGACACGCUGGGCUCCUGGCAGAAGUGUGUGGCGCUGGUGGCGGCGGCACUGCGCCAGGGGAAGAGCGCAGCCGUGGACAACACCAACCCUGACCCCGAGUCUCGCCGCAGGUACAUUGAAUGUGCCCAGGACGCCGGGGUCCCCUGCCGCUGCUUCCUCUUCACCGCCACCCUGGAGCAGGCCAAGCACAACAACCGGUUCCGGGACCUGACGGCCUCGGGCCACGUCUCGGUCACAGACAUUGUGCUGAACAGCUACAAGAGUAAGUUUGUGGAGCCGUCGCUGAGCGAGGGCUUUGCCCAGAUCCUGCGCGUUCACUUUGUGCCGCGCUUCGCCGACGCCCGCCAGGAGGCGCUGUACCGCCAGUUCUCCGAGGGCUGAGCCGCGCCCGGCCCCUGCAGCACCUCAAUAAAGAGAGAGCAGUG